AAAACGGAAGAAAAUAAAUUUAAAAAUCAAGACGCUGCUGCCCUCUUUCCCCCACUUUACCUCAAAGGAACUAAGAAUAACAACGAAACGGCAAAGCAAACAGAGCGUCGUUUGAUUCACAUAUCGCAAUUCGUCGUCGAACCGACAACACGUGCAACAGUUUUUAGUGACGCAUAAAAAUAUUACAAGUAUUUUACAAAUAAUCAAACAAUAUCUGUGAAUUAAAAGUGUAUUUUAUUAAAUAAAAUAAAAAAUGUCUGUAAUAAAACUUGAGAGCAACGACAAGCAGAUUUUCGAGGUUGAUAUUAAAGUUGCCAAGAUGUCGAUGACUAUUAAAACCAUGUUGGAGGAUCUUGGAUUGGGAGAUAGCGAUGACGAAGUGGUGCCUCUACCUAAUGUAAACUCGGCAAUCUUGAAAAAAGUUAUUGAAUGGGCUGAGCAUCACAAGGACGAUCCACCAGCUCCUGAAGACGACGAAACUCAAGAAAAAAGGAGCGAUGACAUCAGUGUCUGGGACGUAGACUUCCUGAAAGUUGAGCAGCCAACUCUCUUUGCCAUAAUCCGCGCUGCUAAUUACCUAGACAUCAAGGGCCUAAUGGACGUAACUUGCAAAACUGUCGCCAACAUGAUUAAAGGAAAGACUCCUGAUGAAAUUAGAAAGACUUUCAACCUGCCUCCAAUCAAAACUCCUGUUGAUAAGGACGAUGUCGUAAAAGCAAAAGAUGACUGGUCCAUGGAGAAGGAUACAGAGACGAACAAGGAGAAUAGUCAAUGAUAAAGUAACUUUUAAGUUUAAACAUAAUUUAUUAAUCAAAUAAUUUUUUUUUUCUUUUUUUUUUUUUUUUAUUAUUUAAUUGUAUUUUUCAUUACUUUUUUCUUAUAUUGCAAGAAAUUGUUUUGUUAUACGAAUAAGUAUUUAACAAAAAAUAUACAAAUAUAUGAUUACACGCGAUGACCAAUAAAUAUAAUAACUUAAUUUGUUGUUACAUGAAAUGAAAAUGAUUAUAAUUUUGGUAAUUGUACAGUGUUACAAUGUGGUAAAAUGAAAAAUUAC
Molecule: messenger RNA, 1054 nt
Organism: Microplitis mediator
Lineage: Eukaryota; Metazoa; Arthropoda; Insecta; Hymenoptera; Braconidae
Product: S-phase kinase-associated protein 1-like
Exons: 1
Coding region: 254-775 (173 amino acids)
Biological process (GO): SCF-dependent proteasomal ubiquitin-dependent protein catabolic process
Cellular component (GO): nucleus; cytoplasm
Molecular function (GO): cullin family protein binding
Source: RefSeq, a predicted model, not a curated record